UGCUUCUUGUUUUUCUUUCUCUCCUCCGCCUCUACUCCCUCCUACCAGGUUCCCUCGGCUUCGUCCCCCAGCAGCCGCGUGCACACCCUCCAUAUCUCGUGCUAGGUACUACUGUACACAGUAGCACCCGCCAUCUCCACUUUGCAAGUUUUGGGCCGAAAGCCUGUCUCUCGGUUCUAGGUUCCAGCGCGAGACCCUCUUUCUAUGCCGGGGCAACCCUGAGCUCCAAUCUGGGAAAGUUGGCUCCUGGUUCUUCCCGGUCUGUGUUUUUUCUUUCCUUCGGGUUCUCCUCUCUUGGCUGGGUCCGUCGAUGCAUGGCUGCGUCUUUCACUCGCUCUUGCGCCUUGCUUUCUUGGUUUCUGCUCUGGUCUCCUCCCUUCUGUCCCGCGCAGUCGACCACCACCACCAACAUCACACCUCACCUCACACUCGCUUCUCUUCCUACUCCUCACCCCUCACGCAGUGCUCCUUUCACGGGCUUCUCCUUCCACGCCACCACCCUUCGACUCGACUUGCACCUGCACGACCCCGUCCCAGUGAGUCAGGCUGCUCAACAACUGUCUGCUCGACAGCGUGCCGAACAAGAGACAACCGGUCUUUGUCUCUGCCCGAGAGCUUCACGACCACAGGCCCUUCAUUAGGUCGACCCGGCAGAUCUGCACCGGACUUACGACGCC
Messenger RNA from Cryphonectria parasitica EP155, 677 nucleotides. RefSeq lists its product as uncharacterized. Lineage: Eukaryota; Fungi; Ascomycota; Sordariomycetes; Diaporthales; Cryphonectriaceae. Bases 315 to 641 code for a protein of 108 amino acids. The record is from RefSeq and is a predicted model, not a curated record. The transcript has a single exon.